Sphaerulina musiva SO2202 is the source of this 1656-nucleotide messenger RNA. Its product is annotated as MFS multidrug transporter. The transcript is spliced from 3 exons. Gene Ontology annotation, molecular function: transmembrane transporter activity. The record is from RefSeq and is a predicted model, not a curated record. NCBI's taxonomy places the organism in Eukaryota, Fungi, Ascomycota, Dothideomycetes, Mycosphaerellales, Mycosphaerellaceae. Gene Ontology annotation, biological process: transmembrane transport. The coding region runs from base 1 to 1656 and encodes 551 amino acids.
AUGGACGACAAACACACACAUUCUGUGCGAGUAUCUAGUUCCAGCGAACAUGCAUCGACACUGCACUGGAGUGCAGAAUCACGGACACCUUCACCGCCCUCUUCAAUACUGUCUGGCGAUACCCGUGUGGCCAUUCCGCGCAAUGUGGUCGAACUUCUCGAACAGAAGCAGCUCGAUGUCGACUCCAAUGGCGUCGUACACUGGCAAGAAGACAGUCGAACACAUCCACGACACUGGCCCGUGUGGAGGAAGACCUUCGACUCCGGCGUCAUCUGUCUGCUAGAGUUCUUCACCACCCUCAUCAGCAACACUGGCUCCUCUGUCGCACGGUACGCCAGCGAAGAUGUUCACAUCAGCAAUGAACUGUCGAUUUUCUGCUUCGUUACACUCUACCUAUUCGGACAAGCCCUUGGUGGACUGGUGUUCCCGCCUAUCGCAGAGUCCUUUGGGGGUAGAACGAUCUAUCUGUUUGGAGCUGCUGGCUUCAGUAUAUCCUGUCUGAUCGUUGGUGCUUCACCCACAUUACCCGCUGUGAUCGUGGGCCGCUUCAUGUCAGGUCUAUUCUCUGCUAUGCCCACGGUCGUCGCCGUCGGCAGCAUCGAGAACAUGUGGGAUGCCAAAGGUCGAAUCUGGGUCAUCCAAUUGUGGGUCAUGGUCGCCAUCAUUGCUCUUGCCCUCGGUCCUCCCAUUGCGACAUAUGUGAGCGAGUCUAGUAUAGGCUGGCAAUGGGUCUACUACGGUGCAGCCAUUGGCAACUCCUUCAUCAUGCUCAUGUGCUUCUACAUGAGAGAAUCCCGCCCUGCACUCGUACUCCGCCACCACGUUCAUCUGAUCGAAAAAGCCACAAGUUUCAAAGGCCUCGCUCUUGAUGACGACCUUCGACUGCCGACGAUACGUGAAUUCACACAGCACAACCUGAUCUUACCACUUCGCCUCUGGUUCACAGAGCCCCUCGUCUUUCUCGUCGCUCUCAUGGCAGCCGUCUCAUUUGGCUUCAUCUACCUCUUUGCUGAAGCUCUCCACGUCGUCUAUCACGUGAACUUUGGCAUGAACGAGAAAGAGUCCUCCUUGACCUUCCUUGCUAUCGGAGUAGGAGUGUGCCUUACCUGGAUCCCUCGCCUCUACGAUGUCCACCUUUACAACGUCGAGAAGAAGACCGGUGUGGCCGUGGAGCCCGAGAAGAAACUACUGGGAUACUACGUGGCAGCCCCGAUCCUCGCCGCCGGACUCUGGUGGUUCUCGGUGACCGUCCCACCCCUUGUCUCCAACAUCACCAUCUGGGCCUCAAUAGUGUCUCUGGUUCUGGUGGGGUAUGGCGUCGUAGAGUUCGACUCUGUUCUUUGCGCAUACCUCACCGAUACAUACACCUCCUACGCUGGAUCCGCAAACGCGCCUGUAGCUUUCUUGAGAGCGGUUCUAUCAGGUGUAUUCCCGCUCUUCGCACCCAAGCUGUUCAAAGGCUUGGGUGCGAAUAAUGCCUUGUUCCUGCUCGCCGGUAUUGCUACGGCCUUUUGUGGUGUCGCAAUUGGAUUCCGGUUCUAUGCCAAGAGAAUCAGGGAGAGGAGUCCUUUUGCAGGCAAACUCAUGGGGAACGAGCAGGGGAAACCAUUGGAGAUGAAGGUGCAGAGAACCAUCAUCGUCUCUCGGCAGGUGUAG